Molecule: messenger RNA, 1179 nt
Organism: Meloidogyne enterolobii
Lineage: Eukaryota; Metazoa; Nematoda; Chromadorea; Rhabditida; Meloidogynidae
Source: the annotation of a GenBank genome assembly
AUGGGAAUUCAAUUACCCGUAUUGCCAGUAGAACAUCAUUAUUUAGUUACAGAACAACAUCCAAUUUUAUUAGAAAGAAAGAAACAAGGAUUGCCCGAAUUAAGUAUAUUCAGAGAAAGUGAUAAUUCUUGGUAUAUUCGGGAAGAGAAUGGAGGCUUUAUUGUUGGUAUUUAUGAGAAGGGAGCACCAGCUUGUUAUUUGGAAGGACCGUCUGAAGAUAGUGAAUUUGAGCUUUUUCAACCAUGCAUGGAACGAAUUAUGCCACAUAUUGAGAAGGCAAUAGAUCGAGUGCCUGCCUUUGGUGAAGUUGGUAUUAAAACAAUAUAUAAUGGUGCAAUUCCUUUUACUCCGGACGGAGUUCCUAUUGUUGGGCCAGCUCCAGGACUUUAUAAUUAUUGGCUUAGUGAAGGCCAUACGUUUGGUAUUACAGCAGCUGGAGGUGCUGGAUGGCAGUUAGCUGAAUGGAUAGUUACUGGUGAACCAAACAUUGAUAUGACGAGUUUAGACCCACGUCGAUUUGGGGAUUAUGCCUCACAUAAAUGGAUUCAAUCAAAGUGUGAAGAAGUUUCUGAAAAUAUCUUUACUAUACAUUACCCUAAUGAGGAAAGGUCUGCUGGCAGACCACUCUUAACAUCUCCUUGUUAUGAACGUAUGGCUAAUUUAGGAGCAGUUUUUGGUUCAAUUUGUGGAUGGGAAAGACCUAAUUGGUUUGUUCCUUCUGAAACAUAUAAAUUGGAAAAAGAAGAAUUAGGAAUUGGCAGGGAUGUUUUACUAAACAAAAAUUGGUCAAAUCCACGUGAAGAGAAUGGGCCUAUCGUAGAAAAAUGGUCUUUUCGUCGCUCUAAUUAUUUUAAACAUGUUGGAAACGAAGUUUUAAAUGUUCAUAAAAAUGUUGGUUUAAUGGAUACUUCGUAUUGUGCAAAAUUAAUGGUUAAAGGCCGAAAUGCAAGAAAAUGGUUAAAUUCAAUAUUUACAAAACCCUUACCUGAAGAAAAAGGCAAAAUACAACAAUGUUUUCUUUUAAAUAAAAAUGGUUGUGCUAUUGCUGAAUUUACAGCUUAUGAAUAUAUUAAUGAUUGUUUUUAUUUAAUCUCUUCGGGUAAAUCAAUUUUAAUCAAGUUUAAGAUCAACUUAAUAUUUUUUAAUUUCAAUAAAUAUUUUAAAUUUAAAUUAAAAUAA